CAAGCACACAAAGAAUACGAAUGUUUGUGCAUGAUUUCUUCUAAUUUUCUACAAACAACCACAUCCAGUGGUCUGGUUUUUUGCUGCGCUGGAUCCAAUCACAGCAACACCAGCUCGUCGUGAAAUGACUGGCCGUGCUCCACCUGGACGGCCUCCGCCACCGGCAGCCUCCCACGGCCAACGACCAGAACGCCCGCCACCUGUGAUCCCCGCCUCACGCGCACCUCUCAGCCAGCCACCGAGCGAGGCGCCGCCCCAGCGCCCGCGUGCCCAACAGGCGGCAUCAUCCCGCGCCCGCGUGGCGGCCCGUGCAGCAGCAGCACAGCGCGGCCUCAGACCCCAGCGCAGUGCUCCCGCAGCGCCGCCAUCAACGGCAGCACCAGUGCGAGCAGCACCAACAGCGCCGCCGCCAGCCCGACUCCCACCCCGACGCGUCGUGGAAGGCCCACCGCCAGCUGAUGCACCGCCACCGCGCCCGCCAUCGCACGGGUCACGGCCCCGCCCCGCACGCCAGGCAUCGCUCGACUCGACACCACCAGCGCGGCCGCCGCCUGCAAAGACAGCGUCGCCUUCCCACCACGCGCCCAUUCGACCUGCCCCGGCCCCCGUCCGGACUGCACCUGCUCGUCCACCACCCGUCACAACAUCCCCCGCCACCGCCACCGUUCCCACCACGACCGCCAGUGCCACGACUGCCGUGACAUCAACGCCGCCACCGAAACCAUCACCACCGCGUCCAGCUCAGCCAACACCAACAGCAGCACCACCACCAGCACCACCAGCAGCCAAAACAGCAACGACAGCGGUAUCAUCACCAUCACCGCCGCGGCCGUCGCGCCCUCCGCCCCCACGCAGUGCAACCGUCUCGUCAACGGCAGGGCGCGCACCGGGGACACACCCGGCCGUGCGACGCGGUACAACAGGCGGCGGCAGUAGUGCUGUGAAGGUACAGGAGGCAGCGCGCACGGCUGCCGCCGAAGCGACAACGACGACGACGACGACGACGACGACCGUCAGCAUCAUGGCUGCUGCCGCUGAGGUGACGACAAGGCAGUCGACGCAAGAUGGUUCCGCCACUACGGCUGUCACGGCCAGCACAGCAGCUGCUGCCAUCAGUGCGACCACGAGCACAGCCACCACUGCAGGCAUCACCACCACCAGCGCUUCUACCACUGCAAGUGCAAGUGCUGCCGUUGCCGUUAACACAACGAAUACGGACACAGACACAGGCACAAGCACGCCGUCCCCCAGCGCGCUCCCUGCGCCGCGUAUUUCAAACGCGAGCAGCAGCGGUGUGAGCAGCUGGCGUGACAGCGCCCGCACGACGUCCUCUGCGGGUGCUGAGUCAGCACGAGAGUCAGCAGUGCCGGACGCCAGGUCCGAGGCAGCGGUGGUGCCGGGGCACGGCAGCACCACGCCAACCACGGCGGCAGCAUCGAGCCGGGAGGAGGAGGAAGCAGACAAGAUCGCAGACACCACCACCACCACCACCACGCCAACGGAGGCAGCAACAACUGCAGCUGGUGAUGACGAUGAUGGCAGGAGCGAACCUCGUGAUGUCGAGGCAGGGCAGCCGAGGACCGCAAGUGCUGGGCAGGGGCGGGACGAGAGUGCUGAUGUGGCGACGACGGUCGGCGAUGGUGCAGCAGUAAAGGCGAAGGAGGACAAAGAAGAAGAAGAAAAGGCGACGACUAAGGCUGAGGAGGAAGAUGAGAAGUGCGCGGCUGAUGAUGGCCAGGCUGCCGCCACGACUGCCACAGCAGAUGCCACAACACAGGCAGACACCACUGCGACAGGAACAGCGCCAGUACCGGCACCAUCGGAAGCGAAAACAACACCAGCCGUGACGGCUGGCGUGGCGGUGGCGAGCGUGACGGUGACAUCCACAUCAACUGACGCUGAGGAAGUGCACGAGGAUAAAGAGGGGCCGGAACAGCCACCAGAACCGCUGCAAGAGGAGAAGGGGAAGAAGAAUGCUGCGUCAGCUUCGGUGAUUUUGGGCAGCGGGGAGGACGCUGGUGAGACGACGACAGAUGGAGAUGACGCGACGAUGCACCCAGUACCCGAACCAGCACCAGCAGAGGUAGAGGCACGCGAUGAAGGUGGUGUGGUGGAAGAACAGAGUGAUGUGGGUGGCGUUGCUCGGGGUGGCACAGACACAACGGAGCAAGCCGAAGUUGCGACGACCCCAGCUGGUGCUGCUGCUGGUGAUGAAGAGAGGACGAGUGCCAUGAAGUCGGACGGCGGUAGCGGUGCGAUGACAUUGGAGGACACGGCAGGACCGCGGGAAUCGAGCACAGACGAGGCGGUGAAGUGCACGGUGAUGGAGGAGGAGGUGGAGGAGGAGGAGAAGGCAACACCGCAGGAUAGCGUGAGCGAGAAGAACGAUGAGGGAGAACAGAACGAAGAUCAGGAACCGGGGCAGGAAGCAGAAACCGCACGGGAGGAAUUGAGGAUCGAGGAAGGUGGCACGGCGGAGGAACACGGGGAAGAAGCAGAGGAGGCAACCACAGAGGCGAAGGAAGAGCAGGCGAAGACAGGGAAGGGUGUGGCGUCGCCUGAAGAACAGGAAGCAGCGAAGGCGAGCGAAGCGACGGAGGAUAAACCCGAGGAAGGAAAGGCGGGAGUGGUGGAACACGAGCAAGAGCCAUCGCCAGGCACAGCAGCAGGCGUAAGCAAGGAAGAGGUGAAGGAACAGCAGGAGGAGGUGAAGGAACACGUUGCGGACCAGACACCGACAGCAGAUGCGCCGGUCGUGGCUGCAUUGGAGACUGGUGCCGCUGAAGGGAAACAGGGGAGCGCCGAGCAACAUGGGAGAGACGAGCGCGGCGGUGCACAGGCGGUGCAGGAAAAGUCAACACUGGACGACGGCGAGGUCGCAGUGUCGGAGAAGGAAGAAGACAAGGGGCAGGCAGCGCGAGGAGAAGAGGAAGGAGAAGGGAGGCAGGUGGAGAAGGACGGUAAGGAACAAACAGAAGCGCCUGAUGCCGCCCCAACAGACGUGCAGGCAGAGGCAGCAGAGGCAAAGGCAGAGCAAGAUCAAGACGCAUCAGCGCCAGCACCACCACCACCUCCUCCUCCGCCUCCGCCACCACCGCCUCCGCCAUCUGCGGAUUUGGGUGCGGCGGCGCCCAAGCAGCCAGCAGCGCCGGCCUUUCCGGGCGAUUUCCUCGCAGCAAUCAGGGGUGGUGUUGCGCUCAAAGCCGUGGACACAUCCCAGGACAACGCAGCACAGCCCGCACAAAGCCAGCCACUUGACCUCGCGUCUGUCAUCAAGAGCGCCUUCAAGCGGGGGUCGCCCUCUCUUCGCAAGACGAGCAUGUCUGCUGACAACGAUCGCAGAAACACAUAUGCAAGACGCAGGAUAGAGGAGGAGAAACGGGAGCGGGAGCGGGCGCUGGAGGAGGAACGACGGCGACAGGAGCGAUACGAGGCCAUGGAGAAGGAACGCAUCAGGCGACAGGAGGAGGAGAGGCUCACGCUGGAUCCGCACGCGAUGGAGGGCGAAGAAGGAGAGGCCGGCGAUGCGGCAGCGCUUGCGGAGGUGCCCGAGGACGAGUGA
Messenger RNA from Salpingoeca rosetta, 3562 nucleotides. RefSeq lists its product as uncharacterized. Bases 125 to 3562 code for a protein of 1145 amino acids. The transcript is spliced from 14 exons. The record is from RefSeq and is a predicted model, not a curated record. NCBI's taxonomy places the organism in Eukaryota, Choanoflagellata, Craspedida, Salpingoecidae.